Rotaria sordida is the source of this 510-nucleotide messenger RNA. Lineage: Eukaryota; Metazoa; Rotifera; Eurotatoria; Philodinida; Philodinidae. The record is from the annotation of a GenBank genome assembly.
AUGAUAUCAUCUUCAUCAGAAAUCGAAUGGGAUUGUCCUGAAUGUCAGACUGCUAUAACUGAUCGACGAAAAUAUUGCAUUAGUUGUCAAUCAAUGCUGAUUUGGACAUGUGUUCCUUCUGGAAAAUCAGGGUUAUUGGAACAUACAGAAGAACAUGUUCAAAUCAUCGCCGACAAAGGAUAUAUCGGUGAACAAUAUGUCAUAACCCCAAGAAAGAAACCUCGUGGUGGCGAAUUAACACCUGAAGAUAAAGAUUUCUAUCGAUCAAUUUCCAAUGCAAGAGCAGCGAUCGAAAAUAUCAAUCAACGUAUUAAAAGUUAUGCCAUUUUAGGAACUAUUCUAGGUCCAUUUGGUGUUACUGGUCUUCUUAUUGCUAUGGGUGGUGCUGCUCUUAGUACGAUCGGUGGCGCUACUGUCGGUGCUGGUGCGGGCGCGGCUUUCGGCUCUAUUGGAGCCGAAUUUUGUGGAGUUGGCGUAUGCAAAUGUAGCAAACGUCAAAGGAUGCUAUAG